This is a messenger RNA of Periophthalmus magnuspinnatus, 2006 nucleotides long. RefSeq names its product STAM-binding protein-like A. Gene Ontology annotation, molecular function: metal-dependent deubiquitinase activity; K63-linked deubiquitinase activity; protein binding. The record is from RefSeq and is a predicted model, not a curated record. Gene Ontology annotation, biological process: protein K63-linked deubiquitination. The transcript has 10 exons. Bases 144 to 1424 code for a protein of 426 amino acids. Lineage: Eukaryota; Metazoa; Chordata; Actinopteri; Gobiiformes; Gobiidae. Gene Ontology annotation, cellular component: cleavage furrow; endosome.
AGUGUCUCAAAAGGAAGUGUAUUGAUUGCGGAAGUAAACCACGUAAACCGAUCAUGUAGCGCUAUUUGGGCGUAUUUUGAAGUAUUUUUUAGUACAUCAACUGAAGGUCUAGAGUAAAUCUGUCCCCGGCUGAUCUGCUGGAAAUGGGAGACCCCUCAGAUGUAAGCCUGACUCCAGAGGAGCGUGUUCGGGCUCUGACUAAAAAAGGCAGCUCUGUGGAAGUCAGUGAUGACGUUCCUCCACGACGAUACUUCCGCUCUGGCAUGGAGCUGAUCCGCAUGGCCCAUGUGUACACGGAAGAAGGCAACAUCGAGCAUGCCUUCAUCCUCUACAACAAGUACAUCACAUUGUUCAUCGAGAAACUUCCCAAGCAUCGAGAGUACAAAACUGCCAACAUUCCAGAGAAGAAGGAUACACUCAAGAAACUGAAGGAUAUAGCAUUCCCCCAAGCAGAGAUCCUGAAAAAAGCACUUUUGAAAAGAUUUGAACUAGAAUAUUCAAAUUAUCUACUAAAAAAGAAAGAGGAGGAGGAGGCUCUGGUCCAGGAGCAGUCGAGGCAGCGAGCACUGGAUGCUGAGCGGGUGCGUGUGGCCGACAUGCUGCGCAGACAGAGAGAACAGGAGCAGUUCAGUGCCUUCGAAGAGAUGAUCCGCCGCCAGGACCUGGAGAAAGAGCGACACAAAGUCCUGUUGGAGUUUGCCACACCAGUGACCCCCGUCCCCGACACACCACUUCUCCCUGGUAUCAUGGGCCCCCCAGCACUGGCUCCCAGCGCCCCAGCCAGCAUCAAUAACCCUCAGCACCAGCACUCUGCUGUCAGCUCCCCCACACCUGUCCCUCCUGCUUUUGACCGCUCGCUGAAGCCUGGCUCUCUCAGCCACAGCGGCAGCAAUACAAUGGUAGAUGCCCUGCGCCAGUUGUUUAUACCCUCAGAGCUGUGCCGGAGGUUUCUGCAGUUAGCGGAGGCCAAUACCAUCCGAGCAGUGGAAACAUGUGGCAUUCUUUGUGGCAAACUGACAAGAAAUGCCUUCACAGUGACCCAUGUGAUCGUUCCAAAGCAGUGUGGAGGGCCUGACUACUGUGACACCGAGAACGAGGAGGAGCUCUUCCUCAUACAGGAUCAGUAUGACCUCAUCACCCUCGGCUGGAUACAUACCCACCCCACUCAGACGGCCUUCCUGUCCAGCGUUGACCUCCACACGCACUGUUCCUACCAGAUGAUGCUGCCCGAGGCCAUCGCCAUUGUCUGCUCACCUAAAUUCAAUGAGAUUGGCUACUUCAGGCUGACAGAGCAAGGUACACAGGAGAUCUCAGCAUGCAGACAGAAAGGCUUUCACCCACACAGCAAAGAGCCCCCAAUGUUCACACAUGCAGGACAUGUGAACAUCGUUGAGGACACUGUCUCCAUGAUGGACCUGCGGUGACCUGUGCUUCUGACCACACUUUUAUCACACUAGAUUUGGCAUGAAGUGGCAUCUGCCUAAUAUCCACAGAUAUAUUAGAGACCACUACUGAUGGUACAGGACUCAUGACUUAAGAAAAGUGCCAAGGAUCCAUAUGCUUUCCAAAAUGUGUGUUUUUUGUUUUGUUUUUUUGUGUGUUUUGUUUUUUUUACAAAUACAUAUCUGUUUUCUUUGUUUUAAUGUGGUUGUCAUUACAUGCCAUCAUGUUUUCUUAAAAAAUUCUAAAACAGAAGCUUAAGUGUGUGUAACUCAGGUAUGCAGGCUGUGGAGCUGCAGGGCAAAAACACAGACCACAAUGGAAACGCACUACACUAUGAACAGAAGUUGUCAUUUGGAAGUCCUUCUUGAGUUGUACCUAAUAAACCCAUUUAAACUACAAAGAACAUCCACAUUUGUUCCAGACAAAUACAAGUGACUUUUGUUGCAUGGGUUCUUUUCAUACACUGUCAGUACAUUUUGUUGAAUUCACACUAUUGAUAUUGAUGUAAAUUGCAGGGUGAGGGCAAGGGCCAAUAAAACUCUGGAAAUUGGGUCCACAAACUU